UCGUAAUGUUACUUCGAUAUCGUUUCCUGUGAUUCGGUUAACUCUUAACAGUAAUUUUAAAAAUAAUUUAGUAACAUCCUAUUAAUUUUAAUUAUAAGUUAGAAAUUUAAGAAUAUUUAGCUUAUUUUAGAUUAUAGUAAUAAUUUUUGUUGUCUAUUUGAUAAAUAUCUCGUGGAAUUUAUUUAUCUUUUAAAAAUGAAUUCUUCAAAUUGUGAUAGUGAUACUAGUCCAAGCCUACUUGGAAAAUUUAGAUAUGCCCAGAAACCAAGAUUUAGUUAUGAGGAAGCUGCAUCUAGGUCUAAUGAUAUUGAAGAAAGUCCAAUUAAAAAAGUUAAAAAUAGCAGAUUACAAACUAUUAUAAUAUCAUCAGAUGAAGAAACUGAUCAUAAAUCAAUUAAUGGGGAUGUGUCUCAUUUAAUUGAGGAAAUAGACCAUGAUGAUAUAUCCAAUGCUCAUUCAAUAUCUGAUGAUAGUAAUGAUGGUCCUAAUAAUGGAGUUAGUUUGCACAUAGUCAAUUUAAAAAAUUUUAAUUCUUUUGUUAAUAAAAAAGAAGAAAAAAAAUCUGAAGAAGGUGAUGCUUUGUCUAAUGUUACGCUUUCUGGUGUUAGAAGUUUAAAUCCACAAUUGGUUAAACAUGUUCCUACUCCUGUUAUUAUGCCUUCUAGAAAACGUAUCAAACCUCAAGGAAAUAUUAAAAGGAAGCGUAUUAAAACUACAUGUGGUGAUAGUGACACAGAUGAAGAUUGUGAUAAUGAUUAUGAUGAUGAAAAAAAUCUAGUAAAAGACAGCAGUGCUGAAAUGAGACAGCAAGCAUUAGAGUUGUUAAAUAAUUCUUCAGAAGCUGAAAUGAAAUUGGUUAAAGGAAUGACUUCAAAAAAGUUUGAAGCUCUAUUAGAAUUAAGACCAUUUGUUAAUUGGUUUGAUGCAAAAACCAAAUUAAACAAUUCUAAAGUAUUAGGUGAUCAAACUUUACAAAAUGUAAUGCAUAUGGUAAAUUGUCAAGAAAUAGUUACACAACUUAUGAAAAAAUGUGAAAAACUUUCCUUAAAAAAUGGUCAUACAAUAACAACUAGUAAUAUGUUAAUCAAAACACAACCUGCCUCAUUAAAUAAAGAUUUACAAUUGGCUGGUUAUCAAAUGAUUGGUUUGAAUUGGCUUCUAUUGAUGAAUUCUCAAAAACUGAAUAUGAUGUUAGCUGAUGAAAUGGGCUUAGGUAAAACUGUCCAAAUAAUAGCCUUUAUAGCACAACUUAAAGAAACUGAACGUACUCAACCUGGAGUACCUCAAUUAGUUGUUGUACCAGCUUCAACAUUAGACAAUUGGUUUAAAGAGUUUGAGAGGUGGUGUCCUUCAAUAAAAGUUGAAAAAUAUCAUGGAUCAAUGGAUGAAAGAAGAUAUUUAAGAAGUGAGUGGAACAAAUAUGGUUUUGGUGAUAUAGAUGUUAUUCUUACAACAUAUAGCUGUGCCGCUAACUCUCUUGAAGAAAAAAAAAUGUUCAGGGUAAAGGAAUUCCAUUAUAUAAUUUAUGACGAGGCACACAAGUUAAAGAAUAUGACAUCAUUGACAUUUGAAACCUUUUCCAACUUUAAUGGAAAUUACAAAAUAUUAUUAACUGGUACACCACUUCAAAAUAAUUUACUUGAGCUGAUGUCAUUACUAAUAUUUCUUAUGCCCAAAAUGUUCCGUGGUAAAGUGGAUAAUAUAAAAUUUUUAUUUUCGAAAGGAACAAAAAACACUGGAUCUGAGUAUGAAAUGAAUCGUAUUGAACAGGCUAAACAAAUUAUAGCACCGUUUAUGUUAAGACGUUUGAAAUGUGAUGUUCUUAAGUCAUUGCCUGUGAAAACAGUUGUAGUAACUGAAAUCAAAAUGACUGAACACCAGAAAACUCGCUACAGUACAUUAGUUGAUGAAAUAAAAGAGGCUAGCAAAGAAAAAGAAACGUCUGAAAACAACCAUAUGAUGUGGGUAAUGAUGUUGAGAAAGUUAGCUAAUCAUCCACUGUUAUUACGUUACCAUUUUGAAGAUGAUAAAUUAUACAAAAUGGCUAAACUAUUGGCUGUUGAUCCAACAUAUAAACAGAAAAAUGAACAAUAUAUUGCUGAAGAUUUAUCAUUUUUAUCAGAUUUUGAUCUACAUAAAUUAUGUGCUGAUCAUAAAAGUCUACAUAAAUUAAAGUAUGACAUUCCUAUUGAAGUAUUCCUAAACUCAGGAAAAUUCAAGAAACUUGAUGAAUUAUUACCCGAUCUUAAGGAUAGAGGUCAUAGGGUAUUAAUUUUCAGUCAAUUUUUAUCUAUAUUGGACUUGCUCGAAAUAUACAUGUCACACUUUGGACAUACAUAUUUAAGACUUGAUGGUUCAACACAAGUUCAAGAAAGACAACUCAUGAUUGACUUAUACAACAUGGAUGAUAGUGUAUUUGUGUUCUUGUUAUCUACAAAAGCUGGUGGCUUAGGUAUAAAUUUAACAGCUGCAGAUACAGCAAUAUUUCAUGAUAUUGAUUAUAACCCUUAUAAUGAUAAGCAAGCUGAAGACCGGUGUCAUAGAGUUGGACAAACUAGGCCUGUUAAAGUCAUUAAACUUAUAAGUCAAGAUUCAAUUGAGCAAUCUAUGUAUAAAGUAGCCCAAGAGAAGUUAGAUCUCGAGCAACAAGUUACUGGAAGUGGAAAAGAUGAUGAAGAAGCCGAUAAAAAAACUAUGGCUCAAUUACUUAAGAAAUCACUAGGCAUUGAGGAUGUUAUAUGUUAAAAUGUAUGUAAUAAUUGACAUGAUGUUUUAAAACAUUUUUAUUAUACAUUUUGUUAUUUGUAAUAAUUAUUUUGUACAUAUAUACUAAAUAUUGUAUAUUGUUAAA
Molecule: messenger RNA, 2851 nt
Organism: Daktulosphaira vitifoliae (grape phylloxera)
Lineage: Eukaryota; Metazoa; Arthropoda; Insecta; Hemiptera; Phylloxeridae
Product: SWI/SNF-related matrix-associated actin-dependent regulator of chromatin subfamily A containing DEAD/H box 1 homolog
Exons: 17
Coding region: 196-2745 (849 amino acids)
Cellular component (GO): nucleus
Molecular function (GO): DNA binding; ATP binding; chromatin binding
Source: RefSeq, a predicted model, not a curated record